Copidosoma floridanum is the source of this 927-nucleotide messenger RNA. Its product is annotated as hornerin-like. Lineage: Eukaryota; Metazoa; Arthropoda; Insecta; Hymenoptera; Encyrtidae. The record is from RefSeq and is a predicted model, not a curated record.
AUGGCGAUCCAGUCGUACCCCGCAACAGUGGCGGCGCUGCUGUUGUUGCUUCGACUGAGCUCGAGCACCGGCUACCACGUGGUGCACUCGCAACACCAGCACACGCAACAGGCACCGGUCUCCUACGUCUACUACAGCAGUCACCUCGAGGACGCCUACCCGGUCCACGAGCGCGCGCCCCUCCACCUGGCGCAGCACCAGCAGCCGCCACCGCUCGCCCCGUACUACAACCUCUACGCCGCCCAACCUGCCCCCAUAGGCCACCCCGAGGGGCUGCUCGAGGCUUCGUCCGAGGAGGAGUCGGGCUCGCAACAGGAACUCGAGCGCGACUCGGCGAGCGGCGAGCGCGACCGGCAAGGCUACGCCCAGAGCCACGGCUACGAGGCCGCCGAGGCGAAGAAACACGACUCGGGCAGCGAGGAAGCCCACCACGAGGAGGAGGCCGCCCACGCAGCCGGGCACGAGCACGAGGAGGCGGAACAUGGGGCCCACGAGGAGGAGGAGGCAGCCAGGGACGCCGCCAGCCACUCGGACGGCUCCUUCCAUCGCAAGGGGGAGCGCACCACGGGCUACCACAAGGUGUACCACAAGGACGAGUACAAGAAGAACAGCGAGUUUUACGACGAGGCGGACGCCGGGGGGCAGUACGAGCGCUACGGCUCGGGGAGGAAGGAGCACGCGGCCGAGGAGGGUGGCCACGCCAAAGCCGGGAGUCACGAGUCGGGGCACGAGAACGCGGUCCAAGGGCGCCGGGGUUACGGCGACGCGGGGCACGAGGAGCUCGAGAGCAGGUCCCGGGUGGCCGAGGAGGCCGAGGACGCGCACAGCCGGGAGCACCAGGAUCACGCCAGCAGGGACGGCCAUCGGCUGGCACACCGACACGGGGACCAUCACCACGGGCCGCUGUACCACAGGCUGCGUCGGUGA